UACCUGCAACAGCAACGAGUUUGCGUGCGCGAAGAGUGGCAAAUGUAUCCAAUUGUCGUGGGUGAACGAUGGCGUGGCCGAUUGCGGUCCAGAUGACUCUUCGGACGAGAUGGCAGAAUAUCCGCUUGAUGAAAAAUGUCCAGAAUUUGACUGCAAGAAUGGCAAGUGUCGUCCCUUUUCUGACGUGUGCGAUGGCGUAGAUCAAUGCGGCGACAAUUCCGACGAACGCGGUUGUGAGUUCGAGUGUGGCCGCGAUGAGCAUUAUUGCGCACCUAUUGGCUGUUAUGGCGAACUGCACAUGUGCGACGGUGUCCAUGACUGUUUCGAUGCCAGCGAUGAAGCUAAUUGCAAUGAGACAAAGAGCGAUAACCAUCCAGUGGAUCUGGGUGAGGCACACGUUUGUGGGCCCUUUGAAUUCGGUUGCAACGACCCGUUCGAGUGCAUACCGGAGUUUCUGCGCUGUGACGGCAUUGCCCACUGCUUUGAUAAAUCCGACGAGCUUAACUGCACGACGCUGCAUCCCUCCAAAGUGGACUUCAAUGAGACAUUGCUUUCGUGUGAGGUACCAGAUCGGCUUUGCGCGGUGUCGAAUAAGUGCAUCAACGUACACCAACUGUGCGACGGUAACAUUGACUGCGAGGACACGACCGAUGAGGGAUUUCUCUGUGCCGACAAAAUGUGCGACAAAACCAAUGAGUGCUCGCACUACUGCCACAAUGCGCCCGAGGGUUUUGUGUGCUCGUGCCCGCCGCACAUGUACUUACAGCCGAAUGGGCGUCGUUGCAGCAUGCAGCAUGCCUGUGAGCACUGGGACACUUGCUCGCAAAUUUGUAAAACUGUCGGCAAGGUGUACGAGUGCAAGUGCCACGAAGGCUAUGCGCUGGAGUACGACCGCUUCAGCUGCAAGAGCACCGCUUCCGACGACCCUUAUGUGAUAUUUACCAAUCGGCAGGAAAUUCGUGGUGUCAACUUGAAAAAGUCUGUGGUCAGUAACUUUUAUACGUCGUUGCGCAACACGAUCGCUUUAGAUUUCCUGUACAACAAUGAGUCGGUGCAGAUUUUUUGGACAGAUGUGAUCGACGAUAAAAUAUAUCGAGGCUAUUUGGUGGGCGAGAGUCUGCGCAAAGUGGAGGCGGUUGUGCACUCGGGCCUGUCGACUACGGAGGGCUUGGCGGUGGAUUGGAUCGGCAUGAAUUUGUAUUGGGUUGACUCAAAUCUGGAUCAGAUCGAGGUGGCCAAGCUGAAUGGCAGUUUUCGCCGAACGCUAGUUGCCGGCGAUAUGGAGAGUCCGCGCGCUAUUGCGCUCGACCCUCGUGAAGGCUUACUUUUCUGGACCGACUGGGAUGAUAAUUUUCCACGCAUCGAGCGCUGCUCCAUGGCUGGUGAACAACGGCGAACUAUCUCGACCACUUCGCAGGUGUCGGCCGGUUGGCCAAACGGUCUGACCCUGGAUUACACACAGAAGCGCGUGUAUUGGGUGGAUGCUAAGUCAGACUCGAUAUCGACCAUUAAAUAUGACGGCUCCGACCAUCAUUUAGUGGUGCGCGAUAAGGACAUAUUAUCGCAUCCCUUCGCGAUAUCCGUAUUCGAAAACUACGUUUACUGGACAGACUGGCGAACUACGUCUGUCAUACGGGCCAACAAAUGGAAUGGCUCCAACAUACAGGUAAUACAACGCACGCAAACGCAGCCAUUUGGCAUACAAGUGCUGCACUCGAGCCGACAGCCCCAGGCCGAGAAUCCAUGUGGGAAGAACAAUGGCGGCUGUUCGCAUUUGUGUUUGCUUACCGUAAAAAAGGGUUACAAAUGUGAGUGCCCACAUAUUAUGCGUCUGGAUCCGACAGACCAACGUACUUGCGUGCCCAAUGAACAGGUGCUGCUCUUCAUAAUGGGCGACGAGAUACGUGGCAUUGAUUUGAUGCAACCCAACCAUCACACCAUACCCACUAUAAGGCAAUCACCGCAGGUGCUGGCGCCGCAACGCAUUGACUUCACCGUAGACGAUAGCCGCAUCUACUGGUCAGAUAUACAGUUAAAUGAGAUAAAAACGGCUGGUAUAUCCAAUGGACUCAUCGAGACCAUCAUAAACACGGACAUACAGAAGCCGUAUGGUUUCGCGAUAGACUGGAUAGCGCGGCACAUGUACUUUUCGACUGGCAAGACAAAAUGCCAAAUAUUGGCAAGCAAUUUGAGAGGGGAGUUCGUCACUGAAAUACACAGAGACCUCAAUCUGGUGGAGAGUAUUGCUUUGGAUCCCGCGAACGGUAAAAUGUAUUGGAUACAUUCGGAACGCGACUCAAAACUGUGGCUAAUUGAGCAGAGUAAUUUGGAUGGAUCAUCGCGUAGCAUUGUUUUCCAGCAGAACAAGACAUUGCUGAGCUUAACGAUGGACUUUGACUCGCAGCGCUUAUACUACGUCUACGACAAUUCUGGCAUUGCCUAUUAUGACAUUGUGCGCAGAAGCGUAGUUGAAGCGCUACCCUCAAGUGAUGUGAUGACUAUAAGCUCGGUGACGGUCUACAAUGGUUCCUUGUACUUUCCGGAAAACAUACAAAGCGUGAUUAUGAGCUGCGAAAAGGAUUCUUGCCAAAACUUGAUCAAUCUGCGCAAAAAUACUAAGAGUAUUCAAUCGCUGAAGAUGUUCUACUCGGAGGCCCAGACCGGCACGAACACAUGCGCCGGCCCGGGGCGUGGCGGCUGUGAACACCUCUGCUUGGCUGUCUCAGCCACGGAACAUGUCUGUCGUUGUGCCAUUGGGUAUGAAAUACUCAAUACGAAUAUUACUCGCUGCGUAGGCAAAGAAGAAUUCAUUUUCUACUCUAAUCACGAACUCAAAGGCAUUGACCUCUAUGAUGCCAACAGACCGGACGAAAAUCUGGAAGAACGACCGGCACUUGGACCCAUCUCACGUAUCUCACUGGCCACAUAUAUCGACUAUCUCGCCGCCGGCGACUACUUAUAUUGGGGCGACAAUGAGCGCGGCACCAUCUCGCGCAUCAAACGCGAUGGCACACAGCGCAUGGACAUACUACCCGCCAUGGACACAAUUGACCCUAAGCAGCAAGACUGGCUUGGAGGCAUUGCCGUCGACUGGGUGGCAGGAAAUAUUUACUGGAGUGAUAUGAAACGCAAUCUGAUCGAGGUUGCACGUCUCGACGGCGCUCACCGGCACGUCGUAGUUUCCAACGUAGAGUCACCCACAGCGCUGGCAGUCGAUCCAGUGCAGGGCUUGCUAUUCUAUGUGGGUAAUGGCAUAAUAGGACGUACGGGUUUAGAUGGAAGCCAAUCGUUUAUACUGGUCAAUCAGACGGGCACCGUUAGCAAUCUCAUUUUGGACAUCGAAGCGACGAAGGUGUAUUGGUGUGACAGCGGUGCUAACAGCAUCAUGAAGGUGGACUACGACGGCAACUUGAAGACUCCGCUGCUCAAUCGCAGUCUCGAUAACCCGGUGGCGCUGGCCAAACUCGACGACUACCUCUACUGGGCGGACAAUAAUAACAAUAAGGGCAGCAUAAAGGUUGCACCAAUUACCAAUUUGUCGAACUAUAAGGAAAUACUUAAGUCGGAGGGUAAUUCAUUGAAAGAUUUGAAAGUAUUUUCGCAUCGAGUGCAGAAAGGCAUCAACAUUUGUACCGAAAACAAUGGCGGCUGCGAGCACCUGUGCCUCUUCAAUGGCACUAGCGCCAUUUGCGCGUGUUCGCAUAGUCGGGUUGCAGCUGAUGGCAGUUCCUGCGAGCCAUAUGACAACUUCAUACUUUUCUCUUAUCGCAGCACCAUCGAAAGUAUUCAUAUGACCGAUCAUACGAACAAAAAUGGACCGAUACAUGCGGUACACAAUACGACUUUCAUGAGGAAUGUAAUCGCGUUGAGUUACGAUUACGAGAAUAGUAUUAUAUUCUACUCCGAUGUACAGAUGAGCACAAUCAAUUCGGUGCAAUUUAACGGUAGUCGUAAUCAGGUGCUUGUCAACCAUCAGGGACGUGUUGAGGGUCUCACGUACGACAUUGUGAAUAAGAUGCUGUUUUGGACCUCGAAUAACGAUGCGUCUAUACGUAGCUUGGAGCUUCAGUAUGUUUCGGAGAACGCCGAUAACAAUACUCAGUUCGUAAAGAGCCUUUUGAUGCUUAACUCGAAUGAUAAGCCACGCGGAAUCGCAGUAGAACCCUGCAUGGGCAUGAUAUAUUGGACGAAUUGGAACGAGGAGACGCCGUCUAUACAGCGCGCUUAUGUAACCGGUUAUGGCGUCGAGUCCAUAAUACGUACGGACGUAAAAAUGCCUAAUGCACUGACUCUGGACUUCGAAGAACAUAAACUGUACUGGGCGGACGCGCGUCUUGACAAAAUCGAACGGGCCAACUACGAUGGCACGCAUCGCACUGUGCUGGCGCAUUCUACACCGAAGCACGCCUUUUCGAUGGCCGUUUAUGGCGAUUUACUCUUCUGGACUGAUUGGGUACUGCACGCUGUGGUGCGGGCGAGCAAGUACUCAGGUGCGGAUGUGGUGUUUUUGCGCGAGAACAUCGAUCGACCAAUGGGUAUCAUCGCCGUCCAGAACACCACCAUCAAUUGUGACUCGAACCAAUGCAAGAUCUUGAAUGGCGGCUGUGAGGAUGUUUGUAUCCUGAGCAAAAACGGCACUGCGAGUUGUCAGUGCACGAGGGGCACACUGGCGCCAGACGGACGCCGCUGUCUAUUGUUGCCUAAUACGAGCUGUGGAAAAGAGCAAUUCUCUUGUGUCUCUGGCGAAUGCAUUCCAUUCGAGUUGACGUGCGACAACAUCACUCAUUGCCUCGACGGCUCCGAUGAGCUGCGUAGCUACUGCAUUAUACGCGAGUGUCCGGUGAACUUCUUCAUGUGCAACAACCACCGUUGCAUACCUCAGAAUCGAACAUGUGAUGGCAUACAUCAAUGUGGCGAUGGCUCCGACGAGUCGGAGUUGGUAUGCAAAUGCGAGCCCGACAAGUUUCGUUGCAACAGCGGCGAGUGUAUUUCCAAGCAGUUCGUUUGUGAUAAUGUGCGCGACUGCAAGGACUUCAGCGACGAGAAGCACUGUUCGCCUCGAGAAUGCCCCAGCGGAGAUGUUCUGUUCGAACACUGUGCCAACUCUACCGCUUGCUUCAUGCCGUCUUGGCGUUGUGACGGAGACAAUGAUUGUCCGGACGGCAGUGACGAAACGAAUUGCGAAAGCGUGCAUAAAGUCGCCUGUGGACCUGGUCAUUUCCAAUGCCCCAAUGGACGUUGUAUAAAUGAGAAAUGGCGGUGCGAUGGCGAGAAUGACUGCAAAGACGUGGUGGGUGCGUUGAGUGCCGAUGAAGUGGGUUGCCGUGUGCAAUGUCGCAAGAAUGAGUUCCACUGCGGCAAUAGCUGUAUACCAAGUAGUUGGCAGUGUGAUGGCAAGCCCGACUGCGACGACGGUUCAGAUGAGGGAACACAGUGCCCAAAUAGAGUUUGUCGACCACACUUUUUCCAGUGUAAAUCUUCAGGACGUUGCAUACCGCAGAAAUGGGUGUGCGAUGGUGAGCAUGACUGCCCGGCACCCGGGAGCGAGGACGAGGGCAAGCAUUGUGCAGCAGGAUCGGUGGCGCAUGAGCUGGAGUGUUUGCCACCGUCUUUCCUUUGUUCGAAUGGCGUAUGUCUGGAUCGGCGCUAUGUUUGCGACGGCGACCACGAUUGUCCGGACGGCGAUGAUGAGUAUGAAAAUUGCGAACCUUUUCCACAAGCGCAAGUUUGCGAUGGCGAUACUGAGUUCCAAUGCCACGACAUGCAAUGCAUUUCAAAGAAUCUCACAUGCGAUACCAAACCUGACUGUGUGGACGGCUCCGAUGAAGAUGCACAACUUUGCGCACACUCUCACAACUUGUGCCAGGGGCCUGGUGAUUUCCGGUGCAAAAAUGGCGCUUGCAUCUCCACAGAUUUGCUCUGCGAUGGGCGUAACGAUUGUGCGGACUUCACAGAUGAAGAGCUCUGCAAUGUGAACGAGUGUGUUAUACCGGAUCUGUGCGAGCACACCUGUGUGGAUAAGGUCAUCGGCUUCGAGUGCCAGUGCAAUCCGGGAUACAAAUUGCUUGCUUCCAAUCAUCACUUAUGCGACGACGUGGACGAGUGCCAUGAGCAGCAUCCCUGUUCGCAGAUCUGCGUCAAUACAUACGGAUCUUACAAGUGCCUUUGCGGCAAGGGCUAUGAGUUGGUGGACCACAAUACUUGCAAAGCAACAAGCAAUGAGACUGUGAAGUUCAUUUUUGCUAACCGCUACUACAUACGACAGGUGGACAUGCGCGGCAACGGAUCCAUACUCAUCCACCAGCUGUCGAACGUUGUGGCCUUGGACUUCGAUUGGGAAACCAAGUGCCUUUACUGGUCGGAUGUGACGUCUACGGUUGGUAUGAUAAAGCGUUACUGUCCCGCCGAAAAUAAAACAACCACAUUGCAUCAAGCGAUGGUGAAGAACCCCGAUGGCUUGGCCGUUGACUGGGUGGCCAAAAAUCUGUAUUGGUGUGACAAAGGUUUGGACACAAUUGAGGUCUCCAAGCUAGACGGUAAAUAUCGACGUGUGCUAAUCAACGAGAAUUUGCGAGAACCCCGUGGUGUUGCAUUGGACCCCUUCAAUCGGCAUAUCUUCUGGUCGGAUUGGGGAGACAACCCACACAUUGGGAAAGCCGGCAUGGAUGGCUCCGAUCCGCAUGUGAUCAUAAGAGAUAACUUGGGUUGGCCAAAUGCGCUUACCAUUUCCUUCGAAACCAACGAACUGUUUUGGGGCGAUGCGCGCGAAGACACUAUUUCCGUAUCCGAUUUAGAUGGUAAAAAUAUUCGUCUUUUGCUGGCGCGCAGUAUCAACCCGCAGCUAAACUUGCACCACAUUUUCGCAAUCGCCGUAUGGGAGGAUAAGAUCUACUGGUCCGACUGGGAGACAAAGUCCAUUGAAUACUGCAACAAAUACAAUGGCCAAAAUUGUUCAACACUUGUCACCAUCAUUCACCGACCGAUGGAUUUGCGCGUCUAUCAUCCGUACAGACAGCAGCAUCCGACGACACCCAACCCCUGCUUGACGGCCGGCUGCUCAACCCUGUGUCUGCUUGCACCGGAUGCACCCUAUUACAAGUGCGUUUGUCCAAAUAAUUUUGUGUUAGGCGAGGACGGAAAGUCCUGCCAUGCUAACUGCACCGCGGCACACUUUGAGUGCGCCAACACAUACAAGUGCAUUCCCUUCUACUGGAAGUGUGACACGCAGGACGACUGCGGAGAUGGCAGCGAUGAACCAGAAACAUGCCCAACCUUUCACUGCGAGCCAGGCCAAUACCAAUGUGACAACAAGAAAUGCAUUUACCCCUCGGCUAUUUGCGACAACGUCAAUAACUGCGGCGAUAAUUCGGAUGAGCGAAACUGCGAAAAAUUCACCUGCUUCGAGAACAACAUGAAAUGUGAAGCGUCGACAAACACAAGCGCCUUUUGCAUAAGCAACGGAAAGAAAUGCGAUGGUGUCACUGACUGUCCGAACGGAGAGGACGAGGCUGGCUGCACGCCACUCGUCUGCAACAAGGAGCAGUUCCAGUGUGGCAACAACCGUUGUAUGCCCUACGUGUGGGUAUGCGAUGGGGACGUCGACUGCCCGGACAAAUCGGACGAGGAAGGCUGUGACUUGGUCACAUGCGAGCCACAAGACUUCCAGUGCAAUUCUGGGCGCUGCAUUCCGAUGGCUUGGCGCUGUGAUGGCGAGAACGACUGCCCGAAUGGCGAGGAUGAGCCACCGACCUGCCAUUCUUCAAAGGAGAGCUGUGAUCCUACCUACUUCAAGUGCAAUAACUCUAAAUGCAUACCCGGCCGUUGGCGCUGCGACUAUGAGAACGACUGCGGCGAUGGCAGCGACGAGCUGAACUGCCAGAUGCGCAACUGUUCGGAGAGUGAAUUCCGUUGUGGCACCGGCAAGUGCAUCAAACACGACUAUCGGUGCGAUGGCGAGAUACAUUGUGACGACAGCAGCGACGAGAUCAACUGCAACAUUACGUGCAAGACGAAUCAGUUCAAGUGUGCGGCAUUUAAUACGUGUAUAAACAAGCAAUAUCAAUGCGAUGGAGACGAUGACUGUCCAGACGGCUCGGACGAGGUGAACUGCACAUGCCCAGCGAACUAUUUCACUUGCGCCAAUGGGAAAUGUAUAAUGUCCCGAUGGAAGUGCGAUGGCUGGGAUGACUGCACCGACGGCAGUGAUGAAAGUAUCGCCACAUGCGCGCACGAGCACUGCCACGCCAAUGCAUUCAAAUGUUCCAAUUUGAAAUGUAUACGCAAAUCGGCACUGUGUGAUGGAGUGAACGACUGUGAAAAUCAGGAGGAUGAAUCGGAUGAGGUAUGCGCCGCACUGCCAAAGUGUCGACACGACCAGUUCCAGUGCGAGAAUGAUGAUUGCAUUUCGAAGAGCUUCCGCUGCGAUGGACAAUACAAUUGCAUAGACGGCUCGGAUGAGAUGAAUUGCCAGCCACCGGUUUGCGGGUUCGGCACAUGCUCGCAGAUUUGCAUAGAAAAGAAAGCCGGGCACUACAAUUGCAAAUGCACGGAGGGCUAUCAGAAGGGACCGAAAAAGAACGACACAUGCUUGGCUGCAGGCCCCGAUCAAAUCCUUUUACUCGCUUCUGAGCAAGAGUUUCGUUUCAUUUUGCCGGCCAAACAGGAAGGCACCACGGUAGUGGGGUUCUUUCAAACGGAUAGCCUGAAAAUCGAUGUAUUCGACAUUCUCAUUAGACCCAAGGACACACUCCUCUUCUGGAUCGAUUCGCACCAUGGCAAAGUGCAUACAAUGAAAAUCGCCACACCACACGCCGAGACGGGAACGCGCAUGCGCAGAGAUUUAAAAGAGCUAACCGCUUUUAAUAUACCCGAUUUGAAUGAUCCCAAAUCUCUGGCUGUGGACUGGAUUACGCAAAUGGUGUACAUAAUCGAUUCGCGUCACAAUCAGAUCAUUGCAACGGAUAUUGACGGCAAGAAGUACGUUUCAUUAGCGUCGACCGGUAUGAAUCCGACCGAUAUUGUGCUCGAGCCGGAAUCGCGUAUUAUGAUUUGGUCCACAUUAGAAAAUGGUAUUUUGGUUGCGUCGCUCGAUGGUACCAAUAAGAAAAGCUUAGUCGAACGAGACGUUGGCUGGCCCAUAAGCUUGUCGAUUGACUAUCCGACUGGCCGCUUAUACUGGGCUGACUACCGUAAAGGCACUAUCGAGACGUGUCGCCUAAAUGGCAAAGACCGCAACGUCGUUCGACGUUUUUCGAAUAAGGAGAAGCCGCAGAAAAUUGACGUAUUUGAAGAUUAUCUGUACAUAAAAUUGUACGACCAAAGUAUAAUAAAAAUGAACAAAUUUGGUGUGGAUAACGGCACAUAUCUGCUGAAGGGGUAUCGUUCAUCUGAUAUCGGAAUAUUGCAUCCACUGAAACAGAAUCGCAAUAUCACAAAUCCUUGCGCAAAAGAGCCUUGCAAAAUAAAACGCGCGCUCUGCAUUCUCUCCUCCGAGGCGCGCAAUGGCUUCGCCUGUAAAUGUUCCAACGAUCUUAUCAUGGUCGACGAUGAGUGUAAGGCGCACACCGAGGUACCCGACUACUGUCCGCUGAAAUGCAAUCUGGGCACAUGCAAAGUGAUCGAUCAUGUGCCGAAAUGCAUCUGCCAGCCGCAGUUCGAGGGUGAACUUUGUGAGCACUCACGUUGUUCCGGCUACUGUCUAAACUAUGGCCUCUGUACCGUGGCACCCCAACUGCCGGGUUCCUCUGAGCCGCCACCGCUGAAAUGUAGCUGCACGCCCGGCUGGUCUGGUCCGCGUUGUGAGACCUCAGUACCAGAAUGUCAGAGUCGCUGUCAUAAUGGUGGAUCGUGCCUGAUCACAGAAGAGGGCAUGAAGUGCACCUGUCCGGAGUUGUAUGUCGGCGAGCAGUGUGAGCACUGCGUGAAUUUGACAUGCGCCAACGGUGGCAUCUGUCGCGAAACUCUGACAGGCACCACACAGUGCGAAUGUCCGGAUGGCUUUACUGGCAAACGCUGCGAGGUGAAUGUCUGCGACGGGUUCUGCAAGAAUGAGGGUNUGCGUGAAUUUGACAUGCGCCAACGGUGGCAUCUGUCGCGAAACUCUGACGGGCACCACACAGUGCGAAUGUCCGGAUGGCUUUACUGGCAAACGCUGCGAGGUGAAUGUCUGCGACGGGUUCUGCAAGAAUGAGGGAAUCUGUAGCAUUGGCACCAAGGGCGGCCCACAAUGUCAGUGUCCUGCUGGCUAUUAUGGUGAGCAAUGCGAAUCCGACUCCUGUCAGACAU
This is a messenger RNA of Rhagoletis zephyria (snowberry fruit fly), 10284 nucleotides long. RefSeq names its product LDL receptor protein 1 (gene LRP1). The record is from RefSeq and is a predicted model, not a curated record. Lineage: Eukaryota; Metazoa; Arthropoda; Insecta; Diptera; Tephritidae. Gene Ontology annotation, cellular component: plasma membrane; signaling receptor complex. Gene Ontology annotation, molecular function: calcium ion binding; protein binding.